UGUGUUGUUUGAAUUUCCAGCAUCUGCAAAAUUCCUCGUGUUUGCGGUCACAAGUAGGAUGCCCUAUCCACAGCCAGCUCCGAGGAUCGGGAUCGAACUCGUGUUGCUGGAGCUGCCAGCCUCCACCCGCCCGUUAUCCACGGCAUGGCUGCAAUAUAAUAAACAACUCGGCAAAGCCGUUCAGGUGGAAGUCCAGUCGCUGUUGUGCUGCGAGACUAGCGGCAUUGGCGCUGUCUGAAGAACAAACGAAAGUACUGUGUAAUGGAUCAAGCGGCUGUGGGAUGUCCUGCGCAGGCCAGGAGCCCGGGCGGAGACCGGCUGAAUCCUGAGCUGCACAUACUCUGCAGAUCCAUGCAAACGAGAGCUGACAUCAUAGAACUAUUCCGGGUUCGAGGUGGUGAGCAGAUCUGCUUUCACUAAAUUGCCCGGGGACAGAAAGGCAAAUUUGGACGAGUACGUGCAAAGUAAGAUUAAAAACUGUUUUCCGCACAAAUAGGUAAGAUCUAUAUCGAGAUUGGGAACUAAAAAAAAAAUUAAAAUGGAGAUUCGGGGAAACUAAAUGCGAACUGACCAAAGUCCCUCGUUGCGACUUCUCUUGAUACUGGAUGAAAACAACAGUUGAACCCUCCAGGGUAUCCAUGUAAAUUGCGAGAAUCUGGCCGGGCUGGUGGAGAAUGUGGAAGUAACCUGUGUUCAGAUGUCAAUCGCCCUUCAAACUCAGCGCCAGUGUGCAGCUGGAAGAAGGAUAAGAGAGGUUCGUUUCGCCAGAGCCCAUAAACCGAACACCAUGGGUUACAACUCAGUGUGUAAUAUGUGGUCAGAAUUUUGGAGUUACGAAACGCAGAAGGUUGUGGUGGUUAAAAACCGAAAUAUAGCAAUCAUCUACAGAAUUUUCCAACUUGCCAUCGUGAUGUACUUUAUCGUGUAUGUUUUCAUCAUCCAGAAAUCAUACCAAGAUAAAGAGAAUGCUCCUCAAAGUUCAGUCAUCACCAAGGUCAAAGGGAUAGCAAUCACAAAUUCCUCUUUUGAAGGUGAUGUUUGGGAUGUGGCAGACUACAUUAAUCCACCAGAGGGUCAAGAUACUUUCAGCAUUACUGUGCAGACUAAAACAACCCCUUAUCAGAAAAUGAUCACUUGUCCUGAGCACUAUGAUGUACCUGGAUCGAACUGUACGAAUGACUCAGAAUGUGUGUCUGAAGAAAUGAAUCCUUUUGGAAACGGGGUAAAGACGGGGAGAUGUGUAACUUUCCGUGACUCAAUAAAGACAUGUGAAGUCCGUGCCUGGUGCCCAGUCGAGAAUGCAGCGUCAACGAGGAUCUCAUCACUAAAAGGGAUUGAGAAUUUGACAUUGUUCAUCAAAAACAGUAUACAUUUCCCAAGGUUUGGGUUUUCAAAAGGAAACAUUCUGACAAAUGGAGGCUCACGGUAUUUGAGAAAAUGCAUGUUUGAUGAAGUGGCCAAUCUCUACUGCCCUAUUUUCCCACUCAAAUCCGUUGUUGAAAAAUCUGGGAUGACUUUCAACAGCAUACUCCAAAUGGGAGGAAUUCUAGGAGUAAUUAUAAACUGGAAAUGUGACCUGGAUAGGGCGGCUUCAGAAUGUAAACCUCAAUAUUCCUUCAGAAGUCUCGAUAUAGGAUAUAACUUCAGAAAAACGAGGUACUUCAUGGAGAACGGUACUGAAUAUAGGACCCUAACGAAAGUAUUUGGGAUAAGAAUUGACGUUAUUGUUUACGGUGAGGCAGGAAAGUUCAGUAUCAUUCUACUGGUUAUUAAUGUUGCUUCAGCCCUCACAUCAGUUGGGAUUGCGUCAUUCCUGUGUGAUUGGAUUUUGCUGUACCUCAUGAAAAAGAGUGAUGUUUACAAAGAAAAGAAGUUUGAAGAGGUAGUCAGCGAAGAAGUUAAACAGGCAAAUGAUGGUCCUGGAACUGCAGAAAAGGAAUCGAUGACAGGAACUUCACGAGAUGACACAAAUUGUUGAUUUAGAUAACAUUACCAGCAAUGGUACGUUGCAGGGUGGUUGUGGUUCUGUUGGAAUCCGUGAUCUACAGUUCAAACUACAGUUCUUUGCAAGUGGCGGGGUUUUUGGACCGACCGUGCGGCCUAGCACUUCGCUACCUCCUGGAACGGCCUGGAAGACGCGCACCCUCGGGGCUGGGAGGUCAGAGGUCGGGAGCGGCCCCCCCCCCCGGCGGGCGACCUGGUUCCUCGCCUGUUUCGCUGGCCGAAGUGCGGUGGAAGACUGAAGCAUCGGGACAGCAAGCAGUGUACCGGCUGAUCGCUGGCAGCUGUUGGAGGGAGACCCCUGUACCCGAGCAAUUUUCCCCCCCUCCCCACUCUUUCGGUGGAGAAAGAGCCUGUCGGUCUUCAAGAUGGGGGUCUUGGAGAAGUGAUGUGGAAUAUUGUAAUAUUGGAACAGUAAAUUGCUGGUCUCAGCUCUCAGGGUUGCAGGAGUGACCUCUCUUCCCCCCGCCCCUCACUGGAGAGGGGGAGAGAGCCUGUCAGAGAUAGCAAAGUGCUGGUUUGUGAACUGUAGUUUGAUGGACUCUGGAUCAAGGACUCUUUGGUGCUUCCGCUGCUUCUCGUGUGGUGGGGGGUUUGAUGCAUUUGCUGCUGUUUAUGCAAAGGGAGGGGUAGCUUUGGGGUUUAGAGGUUUCUGUUAUGGGGUUUCUUUGUUUCAUGGGUGUCUGUAAAUUUCAGUUGCUGUAAGCAU
This is a messenger RNA of Mobula hypostoma (lesser devil ray), 2710 nucleotides long. It is a transcript of the gene p2rx2, whose product is annotated as purinergic receptor P2X, ligand-gated ion channel, 2. Gene Ontology annotation, molecular function: extracellularly ATP-gated monoatomic cation channel activity; ATP binding; purinergic nucleotide receptor activity. The transcript is spliced from 13 exons. NCBI's taxonomy places the organism in Eukaryota, Metazoa, Chordata, Chondrichthyes, Myliobatiformes, Myliobatidae. The record is from RefSeq and is a predicted model, not a curated record. Gene Ontology annotation, biological process: calcium ion transmembrane transport; response to ATP. The coding region runs from base 698 to 1978 and encodes 426 amino acids. Gene Ontology annotation, cellular component: nuclear inner membrane; signaling receptor complex; plasma membrane.